CACUCUGCCAGUCCUAUCACAUGCUUUGUUAGAUUGUUUACUUGUCGCGUCUCCCUCCCUCUCCCUCUUCUGCCUAUCCAGCUUCUCUCACCCGCCCACCAGUUGGUUCCUGCUUGGUGUUUUGUGGCGAUAAAAAGAGCAGAGACGAAACGGGAAAGACGUCCUAAGCAGCUCUUUUCUAUCAACAUUUGGUGUUUUGCUGUUGCAUCUACUAAUCCUGCACUUUCACUCUCGUACAACGACCAUGCUCCGCCUGACUGCAGGACGCGUCGGAAGCCUGGUGGUCAGUCGCGCGACAGUGGCCUGGACUACCAGCAGCGCGAGGAUGGCGAGCCACACUCACGAGGUGACCGAGAUGGUGGACAUGUCUCAGCCGAUGUACUUGGACAGUCAAGAAACCCCUCUGCCUGACAAACCCUACAAAGAUGUCCUGACUGCUGCUGACAAGAGCCUGAAGCAGAAGGAGAAAGGACCCUGGAGCCAGCUGAGCAAAGAGGAGAAGAUAGCGUUGUACCGGCUCUCCUUCUGCCAGACCUUCGCAGAGAUGAAGCAGCCGUCAGCAGAGUGGAAGACUGUCACAGGGGGAAUCUUUAUCGUUCUCGGCAUCACUGGCCUGGUGGUCUUGUGGCAGUCGGCCUACGUGUACCCUCCACCUCCCAGGACGUUUGGCGAAGAGUGGCAGGCCAAACAGGUACAGAGGAUGUUGGACAUGAGGGUGAACCCCAUUGAGGGCUUCUCGGCCAACUGGGACUAUGAGAAGGGCCAGUGGAAGUAGAGAGGCCGUGGCUGAGGUGGCACAGUGUCCAGACCUGUCACUGCAGAGAUUUGUUCCAGUUGUUUAAGUCAGUCUCAUUUUGAAUGUUGCAUUGUAACCGUCAAACCACUAAAAGAUGGAGCAGAUUCACCUCUGUCAGUCAGGGGCCUCUUCUCUAACCACUGCAGCCUCAUGUCAGUCCUGAUCUAACCUUAUUAUAGUAAUAAAGUUCUGCUUAUGCCUCUG
This is a messenger RNA of Cottoperca gobio, 1000 nucleotides long. It is a transcript of the gene cox4i2, whose product is annotated as cytochrome c oxidase subunit 4I2. The transcript is spliced from 5 exons. Gene Ontology annotation, cellular component: respiratory chain complex IV. Gene Ontology annotation, biological process: mitochondrial electron transport, cytochrome c to oxygen. The record is from RefSeq and is a predicted model, not a curated record. NCBI's taxonomy places the organism in Eukaryota, Metazoa, Chordata, Actinopteri, Perciformes, Bovichtidae. Bases 245 to 775 code for a protein of 176 amino acids.